Lytechinus pictus (painted urchin) is the source of this 4495-nucleotide messenger RNA. RefSeq names its product smoothelin-like. NCBI's taxonomy places the organism in Eukaryota, Metazoa, Echinodermata, Echinoidea, Temnopleuroida, Toxopneustidae. Gene Ontology annotation, molecular function: protein binding. Gene Ontology annotation, cellular component: filamentous actin; microtubule organizing center. The transcript is spliced from 17 exons. The coding region runs from base 769 to 2304 and encodes 511 amino acids. Gene Ontology annotation, biological process: actin cytoskeleton organization. The record is from RefSeq and is a predicted model, not a curated record.
AAUUAUAAAAUGACCUUUGUACUGGUAACAUCGCAGGCGUUCAACCGUUCUGUUAUUUAUAUCUUCCGCUUGCUCUUCACACUGUUUCUACACGUAUUGCAUUACAUACCAGUACUUUCUUCAAUGCUCUUCCUUGUUCGCUCGCAGUCAGCGCGCGACGCGGGGAUCUUGGCUUUAUUUAAAUCGGAAAGUCGAGUUGUGAAUACUGACAGUCAGGGUGUAAGUGAUAUAGGAAGAUACAUUAUACUUCAUGCAGGUAAAAUAUUGGUGCAAAUAUCAUAUGCUCUUUUACAAAGCUGGAUGGGAUACUGAAUUCACUAUUUUAGCCUCAUUUUGUAUUGUGAUUUUCUUACUCGUCGAUACAUCUCUAAAUAAGGAAUACCAACUAGGCCUAUCAGUGAUCGGUGUAACUAAAACGACGUAGUCGAAGGCGCCAGCAGUUCGGCCAAAGCCGAUCAGUCGAAGAAACAGAAGAAGAAAGAAAAAGAGAAACAGAAAAAAGAGAAAAAGGAGACAGCGAAACAGGAGAAGAAGGAUAAAAAGGAGAAAGCAGAUAAAGAGAAGAAAGAGAAGAAAGAGAAGAAGAAAAAGGAUAAAAAAGAGAAGAAGAAAUCGAAAAACAAAGCUGAAUACAAAGAAUUGUCUCCACCGCCAGAAAUAUCGGAUCUCACGAAUUCUGUUGACGUGACCAACUUCAACGGAGACACUCGAAACCUUGAAGACGCCGUCACAGUAUCUGUUAAAAUUGAAACAACUGAUCCUGACAAUAUGAGAGGCAAGGAAAACGCGAGACCUAUAACGGUAUAUGAGGGUCGGCCACCUUCCCCUAAAGGACCGGGUGUUAGUGCUCUCAGAGAGAAAUUUGGCGCCAAAGCUACAGGUACACCAUGUAGGCCAAUCUCUUACCCAGCAUCAAGGAUUAACAAAGACUCACCUAACACUGAACUUCAUCAACCAGUACACAGGAAAUCAUUCGGUUUUAACAGGUUGGAGGAAACUCCCCAGAAACCGAAUGACAAGAACGGAAUUGCGGACGGAAACGUAAGCGCUCUGAAACAAAAAUUUGGAGGAACAAAUGCAGGUACCCCGCCGUCACCGACAACAAAACAAACCACACCGUUUUCAACACCAACAACAAAGACUGUGGCAACACCUAGCAAGUUUGGUGGUGUGGCAAACAAAUGGCAACCAAACCAGACCAGUACACCCAGUGAUACGAAAAUGACAUCGGGAAACCAGGUCGAUCAAGCAAUUACACCGACAACGGCAUCCACCACUGCAACUACCAGCAUCAGUGCUCUCAGAAAUAGAUUCAAUAGUAGCUCUGAUGAUGGAACGACUGUCACACCGGUUGGUCAGACGAUUAUCACACAAGAUAAGAAGAGAAAGAAGGCUGGUGAUGACAAGAGAGCUGAAGACCACAUUGAAAAAGAAAACGAGAAGAAUAAAUCCCCUCGUAAACAUUGGCGGGAUUGGUCACCUAAGAAAGAAACUAAGACACCAAGCAGAGAAGCAUCACCAACCAAAGACACAUCACCAAGGAAACGAAAGAGCAUGGUUUUAAACAGAUUGAACAAUAUCACGAGAACCAAGUCAAAACAUGAGAGUAAAGAUGAGGUCGAGGAGUCUCCACUUAUUAGUACAUCGGUUGUUGAUAAUAGAGAUGCUGAAGCUGAGAAAGAAAGAGCUAGACAGCUGAUUGCUAAUCGGACCAGUGCUCUUAUACAUGGCAUCAACUCAACACCAAAGACAACGACGCCAUCUAGGGUUCAAUUUGAGGAAUCUGUACCCAAGAGAACGAGAAGAGAUGAAAAACCAAAAGAGCGACCCAAGACAGAAUAUAACUUCCAAAGUGUAUCGUCACCAAGACCAAAAUCAAUUGGUGACACGAAGGAGCUCUUCUCAUCACCUGGUAAUGUGAGUAGUAUGACACCUAUUAAAGGAACAAACAUCAUCAAGAAUCCAACAACAAAGACACAGAAACUACUUCAAUGGUGCCAGAUACAUACUCAAGGAUAUGAUGGUGUUUGUGUGUCCAACUUCUCUUCAUCAUGGGCUGAUGGUCUGGCUUUCUGUGCUUUAGUUCACAAGUUCUUCCCAACUGCUUUCAAUUUCAACUCACUUAGUGGCAGUAAUAGGAGACACAACUUUGAUCUCGCUUUUUCAUCAGCCGAGGAAUACGCCACAGUACCUCGUUUACUUGACACAGAUGACAUGAUUGAGAUGGGGGAUAAACCAGAUUGGAAAUGUGUUUUUACCUAUGUGACAACACUCUAUUCUGGACUCAAUAAACACGCAAAAUGAGAAGAUGAAAAGUAUCGACUGUUUAAAACUCUGAAAUCCACAAUGUGGUGGAAUGGAAUCUUAUUUUUCAAUUUGAUUCCCGAGGAGAGAACUAACCGUUCGCUCAGAGACAGCAGAUUCGAGUCUAUAAUACAAGUAUCGGAACGAUAAGCUGAUUCGUGUCAUGUUAACUAUUAACAUGUCAUAAUUAUGUACAACAGCAGAUUGACCGACAUGCUUGCAAGCAUUAAUGCUCUUACCGAAUAAGGUCAGGUCCCAUGUCUGGUAGUACAUUUUAUAUAAAGGUGGAAAUGAAUUAUUGUUAUUGUUAUUCCAAAGAUACUGUUUACACCAAUCAAUCGCUAAAUCAAGGUUGCCAAAACGGUAACUGGAGGAAAAUUUUAUUCCUUAUAUGAAAUCCUAUGGAACAUGAAUUAUUCAUAAAUUGAGCUUACUAGAGCGGUCAUUAUGCAAUUAUCGCUCUGCGAAUAAUUUGAUACAAUUUCUGCUUUGUCUACCCAGAACACCCGGACCGGAUUCAGAGAGAGAGAGAGAGAGAGAGAGAGAGGGAGAGGGGGGGGGGGGGGAGAGAGCCUUUCUGCUACCAAAAAUAUAGUACUUUGUGUAUCACAAACAUUACCGGAAAGUCUGAUAAAGCUGAUUUUUGUUUUUAUUAAGUUAUAAUUGAUUAGUUUUUUUUUAUUACUCAGCGUACAUUAAUUACCAUUGGACUAUGACUAAAUCAUGUCAGCAUUGGUAUAGAACGGAAUUAGCACGAUAAUACUCGCCCCUUAUCUUAAGAUUAGUAAUAAUAAGACCAAGAUUUUAAUGCUUAUGACAAGAAAAUGAUCUACAAAGUGGUGAUUCUUUUUAUAUAAGAGGACAUUGCAUGAUUCGAAAAUUAAUUUGCAUGUAAAAACAUGACAUUUUAUCUCAAUGUAUUUCUGUAGAUAUUUCAGAAAGAGAGAGAGAUAUAGCAGAAAGGAAGGAGCAGAAGGAGAAAGACGAGAGAGAGAGAGAGAGAGGGGGGGGGGGAGGGGAGGGAAGGUGAUAUUUCAGAGAAUUUUAACUGGGAUUGAAUGCAUUGAAAUGAUGGUUUCCUAUGACUCUUUUGCAAACAUGAAAAUCCUAGCAAUGGUAUAUUAUAAUAUAAUAUCAUCUGAUAUUAUAUGGAUCAGUAGCUAUUAAUGUGUGCUAUUUUAUUUGUUUGCUUUAUCAUAUUGAUCUAAAAAUAGUGUUCUGAAUUUGAGCUACAGUUAUUUUUCAUGUUUAUUUUGAUGUACGGAAAGCAGUUUGUAAAUAAUAUAAAAAAUAGAAACAUUCCGUGUAAAUAGUGAUUGUCUUGAGGACAAUAAGAUAAGAUGUACUCAUAUCUGUGAAAUGAUUAUAAAGAAGAUACGAAGUGAAAAUAUUUCAUCAUAGUCUGUGUAACCCUCUCUUAUUGUCAUGAUUACUAUCAUUUAGUUACACUUGGUUUUAUUUCUUAAUAUAUUUUUCAAUAUUUUAAAUUAUCUUCUUUCUAUUUUUUUUACCAAAGUGCAAUUCAUCAAGUGCUGUUUUUUUUCCUUUUAAUAAACGUGUUUUGAUAUUUACAACUCCUUUUAAUGCACAUGACUGUGGCUUACAAUUGGGUAUAAAGCUUGAGUCAUUUGAGCAAUAAAUUUGAAUUGGUAAGUGUUGACAGGCCAGUUAUUUUUUUCAUAUGAAUUAUUUUAUAUUUCUAGAUAGGCCUAUGAAGUGAAUUUGCUGCAUACCUUAUGAGACUAGAAAGAAUAUUUUGUUCAUAGUCACAUAGGCAAUCUUAUCAUAUUGUCGUGCAAGAUAUGAAAAAAAUAAUUAUAUAGUGUUUGUAAACCACAAGUUUGCUACUGAAGAUAUUUUGAUUCAGAGUUUCGUUUUAUCAAGGUAUUUUACUUCAUUUUAAUAAGGAUCUUUAGAGCAUCACUUAGGAACAAUUUGUUUAUUUUCUGACAUCAUGCAAUAAUAUACUGCUGGCCAGUAAAGUAAAGCUAUAUAAAUGAUGUUCAAAUUAGUUUUCUAUGGUUCUAUAGUAGACCUCUGUAAGUAUUUUUUUCACAUAAAAAUAAUGUAUUUCAUUUUUGGAAUAUACCGUCAUUUUCCGAUUCGUCAUAAAAUUGAAUGAGAUAAAUUAAAUGUAAUCAAUGAAAUGAAUUAAUUGAUAUUCUUCAGAAUAAAUUUGUAAAAAUUGCUA